This is a messenger RNA of Phodopus roborovskii (desert hamster), 2118 nucleotides long. RefSeq names its product TNF receptor superfamily member 1A (gene Tnfrsf1a). Gene Ontology annotation, cellular component: signaling receptor complex; membrane raft; mitochondrion. Lineage: Eukaryota; Metazoa; Chordata; Mammalia; Rodentia; Cricetidae. The record is from RefSeq and is a predicted model, not a curated record. Gene Ontology annotation, molecular function: tumor necrosis factor receptor activity; tumor necrosis factor binding. The transcript is spliced from 10 exons. Gene Ontology annotation, biological process: inflammatory response; tumor necrosis factor-mediated signaling pathway; prostaglandin metabolic process. Bases 307 to 1704 code for a protein of 465 amino acids.
CGGUCCCGCUCUUGCAACACCACCCCGCCACUCUCCCCACCCCUCCUACCUCCUCUCUUCUCGCAGCUUUAAUUUUCUCCGAGUUUUCCGAACUCUGGCUCCUGGUCGGGUCUACUGGGUUCGAGGUCCUGGAGGGCCGUACCCUGAUCUCUAUCUACCCUCGACUUUCAGCUACUCCAAACCGAGGCCCGGGCUGCCAUCGCCCGGGCCACCUGCUCCGAUCGGCUUACUUCAUUCACCAGCGUUGCCAACUGCUGCACUGUCCCCAGCCCCAAUGGGGGAGUGAGAGGCCACUGCCGGCCGGACAUGGGUCUCCCCACCGUGCCUGGCCUGCUGCUGUCACUGGUGCUCCUGGCUCUUCUGGUGGGGAUACACCCCUCAGGGGUCACUGGGCUGGUCCCUUCCCUUGGGGAAAGGGAGAAGAGGGAUAAUUUGUGUCCCCAGGGAAAGUACGCCCACCCUCUGAAUAACUCCAUCUGUUGUAUCAAGUGCCACAAAGGAACCUACUUGGCGAAUGACUGUCCAGACCAAGGGAAGGAAACAGACUGCAGGGUGUGUGAUAAAGGCACCUUUACUGCUUCCCAGAACCACGUCAGACAAUGCCUCAGUUGCAAGACAUGUCGGAAAGAAAUGUCCCAGGUGGAGAUUUCUCCUUGCAGAGUGGACAGGGACACUGUGUGUGGCUGUAGGGAGAACCAAUUCCAGCAAUACUUCGGUGACAAUCACUUCCGAUGCGUGGACUGCAGCCCUUGCAUCAAUGGCACCGUGAAGAUCCCCUGUCAACAGAGUCAGGACACCGUGUGUAACUGCCAUGCAGGAUUCUUCCAAAGUGGAAGUGAGUGUGUCUCUUGCAGUAGCUGCAGAAAAGAUCAGGAUUGUUUGAACUCGUGCCCACCCUCAACUGGAAAUGUCACAAACCCCCAGGACCCAGGUACCGCAGUGCUAUUGCCCCUGGUUAUCUUCCUGGGCCUUUGCCUUUUAUCCUUCAUAUUCAUCAGUUUAAUGUGCCGAUAUCCCCGGUGGAAGCCCAAGGUCUACUCCAUCAUUUGUGGGAAUUCAGUACCUGACAAAGAGGCGGAGGUGGAAGGAAUUGUUACUAAGCCCCUAACUCCAGCCCCUGCCCCAGUCCCAGCCUUCAGCCCCACCCCUGGCUUCAACCCCACGCUGGACUUCUGUUCCACCCCCGGCUUCUGUCCUGUCUCCAAUACACCCAUCACCCCGGGCCUCCCCUUCGACCCUAGUAACUGGUCCAACUUCAGAGUCCUGCCACCUCUAAGGGAGGCAGAACCAAUCCAGGGAGCUGACCCUCUUCUCUACGCAUCCCUCGCCUCCGGGCCGGUCCCCACCUCUGUUAAGAAAUGGGAAGACUGCGCCCACCCGCAGCGACCUGACACUGCAGACCCUGCGACGCUGUAUGCGGUGGUGGAUGGCGUGCCUCCCUCGCGCUGGAAGGAGUUCAUGCGGCUCCUGGGGCUGAGCGAGCACGAGAUGGAGCGGCUGGAGCUGCAGAACGGGCGCUACGUGCGCGAGGCUCAGUACAGCAUGCUGGAAGCCUGGCGGCGGCGUACGCCUCGCCACGAAGCCACGCUGGAGGUCCUGGGCCAGGUGCUUUGCAACAUGAACCUAAAGGGCUGCCUGGAGAACAUCUACGAGACUCUGGGAAGCACCGCCUCCUUCUCAUCUGCGCCCUGCCUCCCUCGAUGAGGCCACACCCCCGCCUCAAGGGAGGGACUUAAAGCUAGCCAGAAGCUCUGCUGCCCUGUGCGCCUCCUCUUUGGAUGAAAAGGAGCGAAGGGCAUUGAAAAGGCAGACUCGAGCUAGCAGCCUCUUCCUUGGUGCUACCCACUUGGUGUACAUAGCUUUUCUCAGCUAACGAGGACUGCCCCAGAGCCAGCCACUUGUGCCGGGCAGCAAUAUGUGUCAUUUGUCUGCUCCCAGCAGGCUAAGGGUGCCAAAAGCCGUAACAGGUGAUUGUAGAGGAAAGGGACACUAUAUCUCAUGCCCACUUGGGAUGCACAGGACCCAAGCAAGGCUUCUCGGGACCUCCCCAGUUAGUUCCUGAGCCUUUUUUACAGCAGGUAAGCAAUAUUUGAAUCAAUUAUAUCACACUAAUGGAAA